Molecule: messenger RNA, 1665 nt
Organism: Carassius carassius (crucian carp)
Lineage: Eukaryota; Metazoa; Chordata; Actinopteri; Cypriniformes; Cyprinidae
Product: dol-P-Glc:Glc(2)Man(9)GlcNAc(2)-PP-Dol alpha-1,2-glucosyltransferase-like
Exons: 3
Coding region: 146-1567 (473 amino acids)
Biological process (GO): dolichol-linked oligosaccharide biosynthetic process; protein N-linked glycosylation
Cellular component (GO): endoplasmic reticulum
Molecular function (GO): dolichyl pyrophosphate Glc2Man9GlcNAc2 alpha-1,2-glucosyltransferase activity
Source: RefSeq, a predicted model, not a curated record
UUGUACAUUUGUGACACUCUAGAGGAAGAUCGAUUACCAGGAAUCAGUGUUUCGCAUACUCCCUCAAUCAUCCUCAUAUAUCAUUCAUUUCCAAAAGUGUAUUAUCAAACAUCGCUUGUUUUUGUUUGUGGUUGAUUGAGUAAGGAUGGAGAAAUUAGAAGUUUACGUCUUCACAGCUCUGUGCAGCAUUAACUUUCUCAUAUCCUGUCUUCUGUUCUCCAAAAUCACACGGGAACAGAGAGAUCCUUACAUGGAUGAGAUAUUUCAUGUUCCUCAAGCCCAGAAGUACUGUGAGGGGAAGUUUAAUGAGUGGGAUCCUAUGAUCACCACUCUUCCUGGGUUGUAUCUGGCAUCAGUGGGUCUGAUCAGGCCGGUGGUGUGGCUAGCGGAUCUGAAGGGCAGUGUGGUCUGCUCCACUGCCAUGCUGAGAUUCAUCAAUCUACUCUUUAAUAGUGGGAAUCUCUACAUAAUCUAUCUGAUCAUCUGCAGACUGCACAUGAAAGAUAAGUCCCGUUCUGCCACUCGUAGAAUAUUCUCAGCCCUGGUUCUGUCCACGUUCCCAGUGCUGUACUUCUUCACGUUCCUGUAUUACACUGAUGCUGGCUCCACAUUCUUCACCCUCUUCAUGUACCUCAUGACUCUGUAUGGAAGCCACAAAGCAGCCGUGCUUCUUGGUGUCUGUGCCGUCCUCUUCCGCCAGACCAAUAUCAUCUGGGUGGUGUUCUGUGCUGGCACUGUGGUGGCUCAAAAAAUGGACGAGAGCUGGUGGACUGAACAGUCAAAGAAGCACGAUGAAAAGUCACCCUUUCACGUCCCUCUAACCAUCAAUGGGACAAUGAAAGUGAUGCGUUUCCUGUUGGAAUUCUUCAAAACGCCCAACAAUAUAAAAGCUGUAGUCUUGUCAACAUGGCCAUAUAUUGCUGCAGCUGUUAUUUUUGCGGUAUUCGUUGUGUUGAACGAUGGAAUUGUGGUUGGAGAUCGUAGUAGUCAUGAAGCAUGUCUGAACUUUCCUCAGAUUUUCUACUUCCUGUCAUUUACUCUUCUAUUUUCUCUUCCUACAUCGCUGAGUUACCAAAGGGGAGUCAGGUUUCUACAAUCUUUAAGAAAGCAGCCCUUAAUUUAUGCUGUACUGAUGACGUUUUUCCUGUUUUUGGUCUGGAAAUUCACAUUUGUUCACAAAUACCUGCUUGCUGACAAUAGACACUUUCCAUUUUACGUUUGGAAAAGGAUUUUCCAGAGACAUGAGUUUGUCCGUUUCCUGUUGGUCCCUGGAUAUGUGUUUGCAGCAUGGAACUUCCUAGAUACUUUGAGGUCCAAAUCGUUGUUCUGGUUUCUGUUUUUCUCUGUGUGUUUGGUGGCAGCCACUGUCCCACAGAAACUCCUAGAGUUCCGAUAUUUUAUCCUUCCAUAUCUGUUAUAUCGCGUCCACAUCCCUGUUCCAUCUUUACCGAGACUGCUGUUUGAGUUUGGCCUCUACACCGCAGUUAAUGCAGCCACAGUUUAUAUAUUUAUCAAUAAAACAUUUCAGUGGCCUGACAGUAUGGCUGCACAGAGAUUCAUGUGGUGACUUGACUGAUUUGUUAUUUUCACAUUUCUUACACUUAAAGGAGAUUUAACUUAUUUGCCAUUAUUUUCACGAGAGUUCAGUAUAGAUUUAGGCUGAUU